Panicum hallii is the source of this 1915-nucleotide messenger RNA. RefSeq names its product protein NCA1-like. The transcript has 8 exons. Gene Ontology annotation, biological process: protein ubiquitination. NCBI's taxonomy places the organism in Eukaryota, Viridiplantae, Streptophyta, Magnoliopsida, Poales, Poaceae. Gene Ontology annotation, molecular function: ubiquitin protein ligase activity; protein binding. Bases 369 to 1508 code for a protein of 379 amino acids. The record is from RefSeq and is a predicted model, not a curated record.
AAAAUAACAUAAAAAAGAAGAAAAAGGACGCCGUCUCGUCGAUCUCGAAUUCUCGCCGCCGCCGCCCGCCCGCCCCGCGCGACCUCGCCUCGGCCGGACCCGCGCGCGCGUCCAUCCGCGCCGCCCCGAGCGAAUCGCCGUCCGAAGCCCUCGUGAAUUCUCAGUCUCCUAGUGCGAGAGGACGGCGGCGGCGGCAGCGGCAGCAGCAGCAGGCGUGCGGGGCGGUCUGGAGGCAGCGGCGCCUGCGCGCCCUGCGGCGCAGGGCGGGCCCCGUUCUCGGCGAGCCGGCCUCGGGGAGCGCGGCGAUUUAGGAGCGGCGUCCGGCGCGCAGGAAGGCGAGUAGCCGCGGGAACAACCAUUGAAUAAUCAUGAGCUCGCUCUGCCCUUUUGCCGGAGCUGCCACUGGUGGUGGCGUAUGCCCUGUGAAAUCCGAUAAGAGUAGUGCCGGGGUAUGCCCUGCAAAAUCUGACAAGAGCAUAAGCGGCGUAUGCCCUGUCACCGGCAAGGAUCAUGGUAGCGAGCACAAGGAAAGUACUGGCCAUGCUGAGGAUAAGGGCACCGAUCCUCGUAUGGUGCCAGCAAAGUGCCCAUUUGGCUAUGACAGCAACACGUUCAAGCUGGGUCCGCUGAGCUGCAUUAUCUGCCAGGCACUACUCCAUGAAAGCAGCAAAUGCAAGCCGUGUGCCCAUAAAUUCUGCAAGGCGUGUAUAGCACGCUUUAAAGACUGCCCACUGUGUGGUGCUGACAUAGAGGGGAUUGAGCCUGAUACCGAGCUUCAAGCUCUCGUCGAUCGCUUCAUUGAUGGCCAUGCCAGAAUCAAGCGAUCACAUGCUGGAGGGGAUGUGGAAGCAGCAUGUGGCAAGAACAAAGUCAUAUAUGAGGAUGUUUCCAUGGAAAGAGGAGCUUUUCUGGUGCAGCAAGCUAUGAGGGCUUUUCGCGCCCAGAAUAUUGAAAGUGCAAAAUCAAGGCUGACUAUGUGUGCAGAUGACAUCAGGGAGGAGUUGAAAUCAUCAGAAGAUAACCUAGAUCUAUGUUCUCAGCUUGGAGCUGUGUUAGGAAUGCUUGGGGACUGCUGUCGGACCUUGGGAGAUGCUCCUUCAGCAAUCACUUACUAUGAAGAAAGUGCUGAGUUCCUCUCAAAACUCCCCACAAAAGAUCUUGAGUUGGUUCAUACUCUCUCAGUUUCACUAAAUAAAAUUGGUGACCUUCGCUACUAUGAUGGGGACCUCCAAUCUGCAAGAAACUAUUAUGCCCGUUCAUUGGAUGUUCGCAGAAAUGCAGUUAAAGAACAUUCAGCAGUAGCUUCCCAGGUCAUAGAUCUAGCAACUUCUCUUGCAAAAGUUGCAGAUGUUGAUAGAAAUCUUGGGAACGGAAGUGCCGCAGUUGAGGGGUUUGAGGAAGCGAUUCAAUGCCUUCAGAAGUUGAAGCUGGAUUCUAAACAAGCUAAUCUUGAGCAACGGCGCGUCUCGGUUCUUGAUUUCCUGCACAACCAGUUGGCAGAUAAGUAAGACUUUGUGAUCCUAAGAAUACACCAACUACAGAUGUCUUCUCCUGGUGUGCAGCUCCACUAUUUUUUUCUUGUUGCCUACGGAAGGAGUUGUACUAGAAACGGUGAUUAGCGCGUUUUAUCACUAGAUGAAACUUUGUCGGGGCACAAAAUAAGUACUCAAGCACUGUAAAUGUAUCAUAUGUAUUCUCAGCGAGGAGAGUGCUCUUGAUGGCUGCGAAUAUGCUCCAGCAGUCUGUAGCCCUCUGGUUGUUUGUCCUUGUCAUAGCCUGGGACAGCGCGUAAGAUGUAACUUGUGGGAAGUUCCAUCUCGCCUUACCGUGUCAUGCGUGAACGCUAAUCCCGUUGUAUAUUGACAAUAAGACAGGGAGGUACUAGUGAAAGCAUGGCCGUUGUUUGUUUUAGAGA